CUUCCUUUAUACGACUAUGAUAAUCACAUUUUGCAGCGCUCUGGAGAGGAAAAAUGAUCGUAGAUUGAACUCUCUCAAGACAUAGAGAGAGAGAGAGAGAGAGGAUUCUCCCAGAAUUCAGUGUUUUUCUUUACUGCCAUUUUUCUUUGAGGAUUUCGAUUCGUUCCAGGAAUCGAGACACAGAGGAAAUAAAAGAAAAGAAAAGAAAUCCUCCAUCCUCACCCACUUUGACUAACGUGCGCCGUUGCAGACACAAUCCCGACAUCAGCAUCUGGGUGUAGAGACUUCACUCGCAAAGAAACCCAAAAUGGAGGGCCUGGGUGAGCUGGGAAUGAUAGGCGAAAACUUCGAUCCCGGCUCAAUGGGAAGAGCUAGGGAAGACGAAUAUGAAAGCCGGUCUGGGAGUGAGAACUUUGAAGGUGCUUCUGGGGAUGAUCAAGAUACCCCAGGAGAUAAAUCUUCCAAGAGAAAGAAAUACCAUCGCCACACUCCCUAUCAAAUUCAAGAACUUGAAUCUGCUUUCAAGGAGAAUCCGCAUCCCGAUGAGAAGUCAAGAUUGGAACUUGGGAGGAGAUUGAACUUGGAAAGCAAGCAGGUUAAAUUCUGGUUCCAGAAUAGGAGAACCCAAAUGAAGACACAGUUAGAGAGGCACGAGAAUGCGAUUCUGAAACAGGAAAACGAUAAGCUGCGAAUAGAGAACAUUGCGAUGAAAGAAGCUAUGAGCACCCCAAUUUGCAACCAGUGUGGUGGGCAGGCGAUACUAGGCGAAGUUCAUGUCGAGGAGCAUCAUUUAAGGAUCGAGAAUGCGAGGCUGAGGGAUGAGCUUAAUAGGAUCUGUGUGCUUGCGAAUAAGUUUCUGGGAAAGCCGUUUUCUUCUUUCCCCGGUGCAAUGGCGCCGCCUGCAAUGGCGAAUUCCGGGUUGGAAUUGGCGGUGGGAAGGAACAGCUUUGGCGGGAUGAACCCGGUGGACAGUUCGUUGCCCCUUGGACUUGAUUUUGGCAAUGGGAUUUCGAGUGGUUUGCCUCUGAUGUCCUCGAGGGCUAAUCCAAAUAUGACUGGGGUAGAGGCAUCUUAUGAUAAAUCGGUGUUUAUGGAGCUCGCGUUUACUGCCAUGAAUGAGCUGCUGAAGCUUGCUGAAAUCGGGGAGCCUUUAUGGUACCGAAGCUUGGAUGGAUUCGGGGAAGCAUUGAAUCUUGAGGAAUUCGAUAGGACAUUUCAUUCUUGUCUUGGAAUGAGGCCAACUAACUUCAUAACUGAAGCAACUAGGGCGAGUGGCACCGUAAUUUUCAACAGCAUGGCCCUUGUGGAAACCUUAAUGGAUGCGAAUCGAUGGUCAGAAAUGUUUACUGGCCUUGUGGGAAGAGCCUCGAUCAUCGAUGUAAUUUCCAGCAACUCUAGUGGAAGCAGAAACGGUUUCUUGCAAUUGAUGCACGGUGAACUCCAAAUUCUUUCUCCAUUGGUACCCAUUCACCAUGUGAAAUUCCUUCGGUUUUGCAAGCAGCAUGCCGAGGGUGUCUGGGCGAUCGUUGAUGUUUCGGUUGACAUGAUCCGAGAAGGCACACAACCGCACGAAUUUCCCAGCUGCAGAAUUCUUCCUUCCGGGUGCAUUGUGCAAGAUAUGCCAAACGGUUAUUCCAAGGUUAUAUGGAUUCAGCAUAUGGAAUAUGAUGAUAGUACUGUCCACAAUUUCUUCCGACCGAUGAUUAGGUCCGGUAUGGGCUUUGGAGCGCAAAGGUGGCUUGCCACCCUUCAGAGGCAGUGCGAGUGCUUGGCAGUCAUAAUGUCUUCGUCGAUGCCUAGUACAGACAAUUCAGUUGUUAGUCAUGCUGGUCGGAGAAGUAUUGCGUCAUUGGCACAACGGAUGACCCGCAGCUUCUGUGCUGUGGUUUGUGGAAACAUUUACAAAUGGGAGCCGAUCCAAACGGGAAAUGGGGACGAUGCUGCGAGGUUGAACAUGCGUAAGAGCGUUGGUGAACCGGGAGAGCCCCCGGGUGUGGUCUUAAGUGCCACGAAGACCAUUUGGCUGCCGAUUUCGCGGCAGCAUUUGUUUGAUUUCCUAAGGAGCGAAGAAACGAGGAACCAAUGGGAUGUCUUAUCCAACGGCACCUUGCAACAGAUGAUCCACAUUUCUAAGGGCCAGGAUCCUGCCAACCAAAUAUCUCUAUAUCGAAACACUGCUUCUGCCAGCGUGAACCAGAACAGCAUGCUCAUUUUGCAAGAAUCGUGUAAUGACAUCUCGGGCUCCCUCAUCGCAUACGCUUCAGUUGGUGCACCCGAAAUGACAAUGGUGAUGAACGGAGGGGAUUCUUCGUGUGUAGCUCUCCUGCCAUCCGGAUUCUCUAUUGUUCCCGAUUGUUUUAAUAGCUCAGGCUGGCCCGACGAUCAUCCCAAAGGAACCCUCCCGAAAGAAGGUGGCCCGGGCAACAACAGCACCGGAGCUCUACUCACUGUCGGUUUCCAAAUGCUAGUGAGUAGCCUCCCUGGUGCCAAGCUCACGCUGGAGUCUGUCGAGACUGUAAACGCACUCAUCUCCCGUAUGGUUCUGGACAUCAAAGCUGCUUUCCAUUGCAACUGACAAACCCCAACGCCCGUGAGUAACAUUCCCCGCCCCGCCACACAUUUUCUAGCCUUUUUUUUUUUUUUCUGUUUUUUUUUUUUUUUUGGGUUAAAGAACCUUUUUACAUAUCAGAUGGUCAUAUUCAUAUUAUGAUAAUAUAAACACCAAGGAUGCAUAUUAGGAGCUUGAGAUUGAGACGAAAGUUGAUAGCACAGAGGGUUUUGAGUCAAGAACGAACCGAAGUGGAUCCUCGUACGGUGUUUUUGAGGGUAUUUUUAAGGUAAAAUACGGCUUGGCAUCAUCAAACUAUAGAGGGUGGUGGUUCGGGUAUUGACUCAGUUGAUCCGCAAAGACAAACUGCUCUUUGUAACUAUUUUUAUUUUUGUUUUUGUUUUGGUGUUGUCAGUAGUAUUGACAAGGAAUUCUUUUUGUCUUUCUGCUGCUUCAAUUUCUUUUCUUUAAUUACUGUUUUAUCAAUACAAAAAUGCGUGGUUUGUGGGUUUA
This is a messenger RNA of Ipomoea nil (Japanese morning glory), 3061 nucleotides long. RefSeq names its product homeobox-leucine zipper protein ANTHOCYANINLESS 2-like. Gene Ontology annotation, molecular function: DNA binding; lipid binding. The transcript has 10 exons. The coding region runs from base 308 to 2575 and encodes 755 amino acids. The record is from RefSeq and is a predicted model, not a curated record. Lineage: Eukaryota; Viridiplantae; Streptophyta; Magnoliopsida; Solanales; Convolvulaceae.